AAAAUAAUAAAUAAAUAAAAAUAAAUCAAAUACCUUAUUCUCUCUCUACACGCCAUUUUUUUUUUUCUGUGGACGCAGUCGCCGGAGCUCUGCUUCUCCAUUUCUCUACCCGAUCUGCGUACAGAGACGCCUCCAUUCAAUCUCAAAAUAAUUUUCAGCAUUUUUCUCUAUUUUUUUUCCUCUUUGAAUCGUUUCAAUUUUUGUGAUAUGUUUUUUUUUUUUUUCAGUGAAAACCGAGUCUCAUUGUAGUUGUUAAGUUGGAGAAGGAGUCUUUUUAAAAAAUUGGAUGCGUGUAUAUAUAUGAACUGAAUUAUCGGAGGGAGCUAGGGUUUGUGUUGCCGAGUUGACUCUUUACCUGGUUAGAGAGAAUUGUAUGCGCUAAUUAGGUUUUUGUGGAAGAGCCGAGCUGAAGCUCGGGAAUGGGAAGCAUGGCUUCGGAGAAUGAAGAGAGGUUUCAGAUCAAUGUCCAAUCGAAUUACGGCGGCGGCGGCGGCGGCAGCUAUUUGCAGAAAUUCAGGCUUUAUGAAACUCGUUCGAACUUUUAUAUGAUUGGCCGUGACAAAAGUAGAACAUGCUGGAGAGUCUUGAAGAUCCACAGAUUAGAGCCGUCCGAGCUAAUCGUCACUGAGGACCCUACAGUAUAUUCAGAUAUCGAAUGCCACGACCUCCUCAAACGAAUUCAUGAAGGAAACAGGUCUACUGGUGGGCUGAAGUUUGUCACCUCCUGCUAUGGAAUUGUUGGGUUCAUAAAAUUUUUGGGGCCUUAUUACAUGCUUCUUAUCACUAAAAGAACGAAGAUUGGCACAAUCUGUGGCCAUGCAGUAUAUUCCGUCGCCAAGAGUGAGAUGAUCCCAAUACCCAAUGCUACCGUGCGGUCAAAUAUGGCUUAUUCUAAGAUUGAGAACAGAUACAAGAAGCUCUUACGCGCGGUGGAUCUUACCAAAGACUUCUUUUUUAGCUACUCCUACCAUGUUAUGCUUAGUCUUCAAAAGAACCUAAGCCAUCAUGAAACAGGAUUAAUCCUCUAUGAGACAAUGUUUGUCUGGAAUGAGUUCUUGACUCGUGGAAUUCGAAAUCAGCUCAAGAACUCGAUUUGGACUGUGGCCUUGGUUUACGGAUUCUUUAAACAGAUUGAACUUUCAAUAUCUGGGCGUGAGUUCAGUUUGAUUCUUAUUGCAAGACGAUCCCGCCAUUAUGCUGGAACCAGAUACUUGAAACGAGGAGUAAAUGAAAAGGGUCGUGUAGCGAAUGACGUUGAGACCGAACAAAUUGUGAUUGAGGAUGUGCCUGAAGGAAGUCCCAAACAAAUAUCCUCUGUUGUGCAGAACCGGGGUUCAAUUCCCCUCUUUUGGUCGCAAGAGACCUCGCGAUUAAAUAUUAAACCUGACAUCAUAUUAUCAAAGAAGGACGACAACUAUGAAGCCACCAAACUUCACUUCGACAAUCUGGUUAAGAGAUAUGGCAAUCCUAUUAUCAUAUUGAAUUUGAUCAAGACGCGGGAGAAGAAGCCCAGAGAAUCUAUCCUCCGCGCAGAGUUCGCUAAUGCUAUUGAAGUUCUUAAUAGGGAUCUUGUGCGUGAAAAUCGUUUGAAGUUCCUCCACUGGGAUUUGAGUAAACACUCCCGAAACAAAGCGGCUAGUGUGUUGCAGUAUUUAGUCAAAGUGGCAACUAAUGCAGUGGAGUUAACUCACAUCUUCUAUUGUCAAGUACUGCCAUCUUCAAGCCAACUGCCAUGCAGCAACAACUGCAACGGUCAUUACGCUGACGAGGAAGCAGACAGCUCGAAUGGGAGUUACUUUGUCAGACCACCAAUAUUCCAAAAAGGGGUUUUGAGAACAAAUUGUAUCGACUGUUUGGAUCGAACAAACGUCGCGCAAUACGUCUAUGGAUUGGUUGCUCUUAGUAAACAGUUGUAUGCAUUAGGAUACAUCGAUGUUCCUACCAUUAAUUUGGACUCCUCGUUGGCUGAUGACUUGAUGAAGACUUAUGAAGCUAUGGGCGACACACUUGCUCUACAAUACGGCGGAUCUGCCGCACAUAACAAGAUAUUCUCAGAGACAAGAGGUCAGUGGAAAGCAGCAACGCAGUCGCAAGAAUUUCUGAGAACUCUUCAGCGUUACUAUAGUAACGCUUACAUGGAUGCUGAAAAACAAGAUGCCAUAAAUGUGUUCCUCGGACAUUUCCAACCACAACAGGGUAAACCAGCUCUGUGGGAGCUCGAUUCUGAUCAGCAUUACAAUGCUGGAACACGUGGUUUAGGUUUUGCAGAGAAAAUGGCUAGGUCGAUAAUGAAAAGGUCCCUUUCCGAUGGCAACAUCCUUUGUGAUAACAACACACCUAUUGUUGGAUCGAAGAUGAAUAAUUCUCGCAUCCCUUUGCCUGCAAUUCAAGCGUCUGAUAUCAGUAUUUCGGAUUCAAGCCCAGAAAUGUCGACUUGUGGAAGUAAUGAUAUAUCUUAUGCCAGGUAUACGCCCUCAAUGUCUAGUAGACAGCUUUUCUCCGAGCAGCCGCAGGAGUAUCUAGGAAACGACAGCAUGUUUUUUUUCGAGCAUGGAGAUUCAUACAACUGUUCGAAUUUUCUUGAUGUUGAAUCUCUGUCUUCAUCUGGGAAUUCGUGCGAAGAAGAAAAUUACGAAAGAUCGUCGCUCAUUGAGUCUCAAUCUGCUGGCUUGUCAUCGGGUGAGAUAAAAGUCGAAGCGGGCCCAUCUUAUCGGUCUGGAUCGAGCUUAAAGGGAAAGGAACUAGCUAGUGGUGAUCUAAGCGACGGCGGUGCAAGUAGCUCCAACGAUUUAUCGGGAUUUUCCGAAGAAUUUGUGAACUGGGUUAAUUACGGAGAUGGGCUUUUUCCUUGAAAAAAGUUGACGGUCUCAAAAUUCUUACCGAAGCUGAUAUUUUCGGCCAUUGUUUGAUUUCGAUUAAUCCAUCCGAAGGAUGUGAAUCAGUAACUGGAAAUAAAUGGCAAAAAAAAAAUUAAAACAAAAAAAAAAAAAAACAAAAAAAAAAAAAAAACAAAAAAAAGGUGAUAUAGCUAGACAAAAGACAUGGUUAAGAAGUUUUGGUACAUAGCAUAGAUUUUUUAUUUAAUGAAGGUUUUUUUUUUUUUUUUUUUUUCUUUUUAAACUGUACAUUUUGCAGAACUAAUUUACCGGUUUAGUAAAUUAUUCAAAAACCAGAGAGUACAAAUAGUUUUUACUUCCAUUGUAAAUAUUCCUAGGUUUAUUUUUACUGGAGUUCUGUUUCUCUCAUUUUUAUGUUUUAUGUAAUAUAUUAAUUGUUGACUUUCUGACGUGAAGCAUAUAUAAUUUUUUUUCUCUCCA
Molecule: messenger RNA, 3317 nt
Organism: Erythranthe guttata (spotted monkey flower)
Lineage: Eukaryota; Viridiplantae; Streptophyta; Magnoliopsida; Lamiales; Phrymaceae
Source: RefSeq, a predicted model, not a curated record